Branchiostoma belcheri (Belcher's lancelet) is the source of this 2413-nucleotide messenger RNA. Its product is annotated as tripartite motif-containing protein 2-like. The transcript is spliced from 3 exons. Gene Ontology annotation, molecular function: ubiquitin protein ligase activity; protein binding; zinc ion binding. Lineage: Eukaryota; Metazoa; Chordata; Leptocardii; Amphioxiformes; Branchiostomatidae. Bases 212 to 2413 code for a protein of 733 amino acids. The record is from RefSeq and is a predicted model, not a curated record. Gene Ontology annotation, biological process: protein polyubiquitination; proteasome-mediated ubiquitin-dependent protein catabolic process.
AGUACUCCUAUUUCACAUUGUACCCACAGACAGACACAAAGUCAACAUACACAGACUUAUUGACAGACCAAAGUCAACAGACUAAUUUACCCUCCAAACCCGAGUAUGUAGACUUUGAACCUAUGGCACAGGUGGUUGAUCCCAACCAUAACAUGGUUUCCAUGACACAGUUAAUAUAUCAUGCCGUUGUCCAAUCACAGCGUAGAAAAACAUGCCCGUGGUGACUCUCAAGAAGAAAACUUGUGUGUCACAAUCCAUUACUCGUUAUGUAACGGUCUUUGUUGUACCCGAAGUAGUGACAGAAUCACCGGUAGCUAAUCCAGUUAAUACUGACCAAUUAGUGCGCUGUUUUACGUCAACAUCAAAAAUGGCGAUCGCUCAAGCCGAAGUCUUCCAUGAUGAAGAGCACAUUUUGAACUGCGCGAUUUGCAGGGACCGGUUUGAUAACCCCAAAGAGCUGCCGUGCCUUCACACGUUUUGCCGGGACUGCCUGGAGCGAUAUGUCGGUGGGGAAACUGGUGCCUUCUGCUGUCCAACCUGUCACAGAAUAACGGCCGUACCGCGAGCUGGGGUGGACGGCUUUCUCAACAACAGUCACAUCAGCAGCCUCGUGCAGCUAAACGAGCUCUUCAGUAGACAAGAACCCUGUCAAGAAGAAGGUGUUAAUUUUCAGGACGCCACGCUGUGUCCCGUACAUAAGGACCAAGUCGUGACGUCCUACUGUAAUACAUGUGAGACCCUCUUAUGUCUGCGCUGCACGCAGUCGGACAGUCACCCCGGACCCGACCAUGACCUGUGUGAGUUGGCGAAAAUUGCCGAAAGGCACCGAACCAGCCUUCGGGAGCUCCUCACCAGAGUUUGGGACUUGAGGUCGGAUAUUAUAAGAGCCACUGACAAGGUCAAAUCGCAACAAGAGACUCUUGGACUAGAGAAAGAAAGGGCCGAGGAGGGCAUCAAAGAUUUCUUUGACAAAUUAACCGCACUUUUGGAAGUGAAGAAGAUCGACCUCCUGAAAGAGGUUCAACGAGUCAGCGCCGACAAAAUGGCGACCUUGACUCAGCAAUCCCGUGAAUUGGACGACUUUUUAACCGAUUUAGAGUCCGAGGCGAAGUUUUGCGGUCAAACCUUGGCCCACCAUAGUAACGCUGAACUCGUGCAUGUACAGAAACAAAUACAGGAAAACCUAGACCAAAUUCUAUCGCGAAAGAUCGACGUUAAUUCAAAAACGAACACGCUAAUCGUGUACAGGGCUGACGAAACAUGUCUGCAAACGUUACAGGAUAUCGACGCUGGUUAUAUCCAAUCCUCUCCCUGUUCUCCCCCACACUCAACACUCUCUAUAGAAGACGCGACGGAGGGAUUUUUCACAACGAUCCAAGUGCAACCACGAGACGAACACGGUCAGAAAUGUCACACAGACAGCGGGAAUGUAGAAAUUGAGAUAAAGGAACCCACGGGUGGUAUACAAGAGGCGAACGUUGAACCCAGGCUUGACGGUACGUGGUCUGUGGAGUGGAGACCGCGGGUAGCCGGCGAGCAUUGCGUGGUGGCCAGUAUUGACGGGUACCCUGUGAAUGGUAGCCCUUACGUCAUCAACGUCAAGAGCAACAACCCCGUCCUGCAGUUUGGGAAGAGAGGAACGAGGAAAGGUCGUUUUAGAGAGCCAAUCGGGAUCGCCAUAGACAAAUUAGGUCAAGUCGUGGUGGCGGAUUCGACUAACGCGAGGAUUCAGAUUUUCGACCCUUACGGGAGGUGUCUCCAUGCCUUUCCGGCGUUGUCCUCUCAUGCUACAGGCGUGAGCGUCAGUCCUCUUGGCGACAUCGUGGUAGUGGAGUGGGAGGAGAACACUGUGAUGAUAUUCUCCGCAGAGGGGAAGCUUCUCCAGCGGUUUCGUUGCGAACAUUUCAGGCAGCCGUACGGGGUAGCCGUGCGACAGGACGGCUGGAUAGUCGUAGCCGACGCCAAGGCUCACCGCGUCUUCGUGCUGGCACCUGACGGGACGCUCGUCCGGACGGUCGGGGAGAGGGGGACCGGGGAAGGACAGUUCGAACAGCCGUACUUCGUCGCCACCGACCAGAACGACGACAUCGUCGUGGCCGAGAUGUCCAACCACCGCAUUCAGGUCUUCGACAUGUUCGGGAACUUCAAGCGCAAGUUCGGUUCGUACGGACCGAAGCUGGGGCAGUUCUCCUGCCCGGCCGGAGUGGCCGUGGACAGGGACGGUCACAUCAUCGUGGUGGACACGGACAACCAGCGGGUCCAGGUGUUCCGGGACGACGGGAAGGUGUUGUCGGUGGUGAGUAGCGCAGAACACCGGCUGAACAUUCCUCACGGCGUGGUCGCCACGGAGGACGGGCACAUCUUUGUAGCGGACACCUACAACCACUGUGUCAAAAAAUAUCGAUACAUAUGA